ACGACAUUUUGUCACCCAAUAGGAUACUAGCUGUCACCUGAGUGUAUGGUGUGUCUCACCUGUAAUUGUCUAAACAAGAACAGUUGCGGCGAACGUGGAUUCCGCAUUUUUGCACCAUUAUCUGGGUAAUUAUGGUCAGGCGUAUUGAACUUUCGGGUUUUUGCCUCUGUUACAUAUUAUCAAUAUUACUGCUUCGGUAAAUGUUAGGAUCACAAGUUUGUAUUCAGCCAGAAUCGUCAAAAGUUUUCAUCCCACCCACGAUUACAGUCACAUCAACAACUGACAGUGAGCUGGAAUUUUCCAGAUCACCAUCCAGCAUAUCUUUAGUGUCAUCAGACUGUACGAACACCAGUCAUUUGAAUGCUUUUGAUGACGGUGAUGAUAAUGAUGAUGGUGCCGGUGCUCAAAGCUCUUCGAAAAAGAUAUCUGUAUCCAGUUGUGAACUAACCAGUAAUGUCAACGACUAUCAGUCUUCCUUAUCAUCGUCCAUCAUCCCUACAGUGAGGUGUAAUAGUACAUACCCUUCAUCUAUGCAUUCCCCUAUGGCAUCAGGAAUUUCGUUAUACUCAUCUUCAUCAAUAAAUAAUGCAGAUGAUAAUCUGCACAAAUUAUCUCUGGAUGAAAUAUACAAUUCAUCAGAUAUCUUCAGUUCUACGUUUAAUGAUCAAACCCAACCACCUGUAGGUUUCAGCAAUCAACACGUGAAUGCCAGCUCGUUAUUUUCGCAUGCAAACCCAGAAUGCUCAACUUCAUUAAGACCAGUACGGUCGUUAAACGGAUUCUUCCAGUCGGGUGCUUCAAAUACUUGUGUUUAUUCUUCAACAACUAGCAAACAUGAUCACUCCCUUCCUCAUGGUCGGCAGUAUCCAGAAAAUCGAGUUGGAUUUAUUUGUUUAUGUCAUGGGUAUGACGGAAAGAAUCAAGAUAUUACAUUAAGUCCUAAAGUUGACUCAAAUGUUACUUUAUUUGAUAAAACACUGGCGUCCCUACCAUCAUUGUCGUCCUCAUCGUCAAUGGUGUCAUCAUCACCAUCAUCACCAAAUAACACUACAUCUCAACAUCAACAGAACGGUGGGAAUCCAUCUGUGAAGCAAUCUAGAACUUUAUUAAGGCGUUUUCGUAGUUUUAUUAUACAGUCAGUUAGAAAGUCUGGUCGUUCGGUAAAUGUCAAUGAGAACGAUAAAGUGUUGUGCACAAAAGGAGAUUCUGUUGUUGUUAAGUAUAAAGUAACUGAUCGUAACAAAAAGCGCAGUAAAUCCUUACGUGCCAUAUCGAACUGUAUCCUGUCCACUGCUUCCGUAUCACCAUCUACAUCGCCGAACGGUGUACAUCAUAGGAAUGAAAUGAAAGAGAAGGAUAAGAGUUCCCGUUCAUCACGUCGUCAUCGAUUACGUUUACAUUCUGAUCAUGGAGAGCAGUCAGACUGGCCCACUUGCUUUAAUGACAAUGGGCAUACAGAUGAUAAUUUCUUGACUAAUAGUUGCCGACAGCUUGGGAUAGUGAGUAAAGCAGUUGAAAAGUUUAUUUCAAUCCUCAACGAAGUGUUAGAUUAUUUGUCCUACAACAAUAAUGGGAGUAAUGUUAAUCAUAACAAUAAUAAUAAUAAUAACAAUAAUAGUGGUGCCACCACUUCCAGAACAAUUCAUCAAUUACAAGAAUUAUGUAAACAAACACUAGUGGAAUUGGUCAUUGUCUUGCAAUGUAGGCAGUUUAUUGGUGAUUUUGUCAAGUAUGAAGGUCAUUGCAAACUUUUCCAACUUGUUGAAACAAUAGAUAAAUUGGAUAAAACUUUUCAUGAUCAAAUAUGGCUGCAUCUUUUGUCCUGUUUAGUUGAAUUAUCUAAAUAUGCUAUCACUAAUCGAUUCAGUGGUGAUGAUGAUGACGGCGGUGCUGAAGGCGGCGGCGACAAUAGGAAGACAAUUUUUCCUGGUAGCUGUUGUGCAGCAAGCGUUGACUAUACUCAAUAUUCAUCUGAAGAAAUAAUAGCCACUCAGAAAACUUCUCAAAACGUCAGUAAGGUCAACUGUUCAUCAACGAUACUGACAAGGAGUAUAGGCAGUCAUGGUAGUGCUGUUGGCAGGGAAGAGUUUUUUAGUUGGCAGUUAGUAUCAGAUCAUUUUUUAUCCGUUAUAAUUGACCAUUGUAGACGAGAGAACAAUUUUGAUUGUCUACGGCAUGAAAUGAAAUUAAUUUUAAAAAUUAUUAUAGACUAUCCCGUGAGAAUUCAAUAUGUGAUUGAACAAACAAAACAUGGUUUUAUAUUGGAUCUGUUGAAAAUGAUUAACAUAAGCACUGCUCAAUACAAAUCGUCAGUUAGCAUUGCAUUGCAGGUGGAUGAAAUACGCUGUGAAAUGCAAAAUUUAAUCAUGAAAUUAUUAUACGUUUUACUCUACUAUGGAAAACAAAACAAGUGUCUAACACUCUUGGUACCACAGUAUCUUGAAAAUAUUCGUUUCAUUGAAACUUAUGAAGUCUCCUUCUCUGUGGAUCGUUCGCAUGGUGGGCAUCCAUCCUACUUCUAA
This is a messenger RNA of Heterobilharzia americana, 2522 nucleotides long. NCBI's taxonomy places the organism in Eukaryota, Metazoa, Platyhelminthes, Trematoda, Strigeidida, Schistosomatidae. The record is from the annotation of a GenBank genome assembly.